UUAUUUUUUUUAAUUGCUUUAAUAGUAAUUAAUUCUAAAAUAUAAACAAAAAAUAUACAAUAUAGCAUUAUUUAUAUAAGUUAAAUUAAAAUGAAUAUGAGUGAUACAUUUAAUGAUAGCUAUCACAAUGAUAAAGUACAAAAUAGUUAAAAUAGACCUCCAUCAUAAAAAAAUGUGUAAUAAAAAGAGGAUUUGUAAACAAAAAAUACACCAAAUCAAAGAUAUGAUCAGUAGCAUCAUUAAGAACAGUAAAAUACCCAUUAAGUCAGCCCUAAAUAUGAUUAAAAGACAAACCACAUUGAUUAUAAAUAAAAUAAUUAAAAUGAAAAUUAAUAAAGAUAUUAGACUGAUAGUUUUGUUGAUUAAACACCCUUUAGCUAAAAUUACGAAUAAUUAGAUAAAUCUUCUUAGAUAAAUGAGUAAUCAGAAAUGGUUCAUGCUGAUAAAAAUAACAAUACUAACAACAACAACAUUUUAGAUGAUUUGAAUACAAAUAGAAAUAAUUAAAAAAAUGAAAAAGUUGAAAACAAUAAUUUUAGUUAAAUAUAACAAGAAAGAAACCGCUCUAAAGGAGAUAACAAUUCUAAACCUGUAUCUAAUAACUCGUUUGAUUAAAGGUAGGUUUAGAUAGAACAGUAAAUCAAAUAAAAUUAAAAUUUGAGGGAGUAGUUAAAGGAAAUGGCAACUAUGCUUGACCAAAUUAUAGAAAAAGAAAAAGAAUAAAGACAAUAGAAAUACAAUUAAAACAAUAAAAAUAUUGAAAAUGAAUAGAUAAAAUAAAAGAAAAAGGAAUUAUAAAAGCAGCAAGAAAUUAUCUCUUAAAAUAGAAUAAUUAUUUAGCAAAAGAAGCGUCAAUUAGAUUUUAAUUUUGAUAUGAAUAGGAUUACAGAAAAAGAAAAUGAGGUUAAAAGACUUAAAAAAUAAUUGGAAGAAAUUCUUUCAGAAAAAUAGGGAUUAAAAAGAAUACAAGAAGAACAGAAAAAGGCAAAAAUGGAAUUUGAAAGAUAAGAGUAUAAAGAUUAGCUAGAGGUAGUUAGAAAAUAGUUUUAUAAUGUAAGAGAGGAGAAUCAAAGACUGCAGGAAGAACUGCAGUAAAAAGAUAGAGAAUUGAAAAAAUAUAUUGAUGAAUUAAAGUUAAGAACUGAAAAAAUAAGAACAGUAAAUAUGAAAAUCAAAGAGUAAUAGAGAAAGAAACCUAAUUAAAGUGAAAAGGAACCUGAUCCUGAUGAAGAUAUUUCAGAGGAGGGUUUAUAAAUUUUAGAAGAAAGAGUUAGAGAUUUGGAAAAGGAAAAAAAAGAUUUAGAAAUACUUUUUGUAGAGAAAAUGAAAGCUUUAGAAAGAGAAAGGAAAUAGCAACAAAACUAAGCAGAUAAAAAGUUAUUAAUCCUAAAAGAAAGAGAAAAAAAUUUAAAAGUUACUACAAUGAAGAUAAAAGAAAUAUCUAAAUUUAUCAAGGCUACCGCUCUUGAAAAUGAGAAGAGAUCUUAAAUGUAAAAUUAGCAGCUGAGCUAGUUAGAACAAGAUAAUUUAAAUAUGAAUGCCAGGCAUAGACCGAGUGUAGGAUCACAAAAUAAACUCCCCUAAAACUGA
Molecule: messenger RNA, 1590 nt
Organism: Tetrahymena thermophila SB210
Lineage: Eukaryota; Ciliophora; Oligohymenophorea; Hymenostomatida; Tetrahymenidae
Exons: 9
Source: RefSeq, a predicted model, not a curated record